AUGAUGUUCUUCUACCAACGGCAUGCCCUGGAGACUCUCCCAACCCAUAUGCAUGAGGUUGCCUCAAAUGAUCCUGUAGAUUGGAAGGAUCAGCCGUCUGAUGGACUUGCCAUCCAGGGGCAGUUGAGUCAUAUCUUAAAACUUGCUGAUAGCAAAUCUACAAGCAAGGGAGACAACUUAGAAGAGAAGCUUGCAGACACUGACAAGGCAGAUGGAGAGAGUUCUGAGAAGAAGAGAAAUGUGGUGGCGUUUUACAAGUUAGAGAGGAUAAGAAUCUCUCUUAUUACAGCACAAGGGGAUCAGACUGAAGUGGAAGAUGUCAGAAAAGAAAAACCUGAUGUUGUUUCUCAUGCAUCAGCUGGAAUCAUAAGCCGUUUAGAAGAAACUGAUGAUAAACUAGCUAAAGCCCUUAGAUCUUUGUGUUGGAGAUACUACGGUAUUCAAGCUGAGGAAGAGAAGGUGAUAGGGUUAGAAUUCCUUAGUUUUGACCUUAGACUUUGCGCAGGAGAAAAGAUUGAGUCAUUGCGGUUUGCAUUCUCAACAAGGAUUGAUGUUACAUAUGAAAGAGGAGUAAGAAACGAAGGUGGUGACAAAGGGUACAUGACUCAUGAGGAGGAUGAACUCAUCAGUGGUAUUGGGGAAAGGUGA
Eruca vesicaria subsp. sativa (arugula) is the source of this 648-nucleotide messenger RNA. The record is from the annotation of a GenBank genome assembly. Lineage: Eukaryota; Viridiplantae; Streptophyta; Magnoliopsida; Brassicales; Brassicaceae.